This is a messenger RNA of Momordica charantia (bitter melon), 1143 nucleotides long. RefSeq names its product vesicle-associated membrane protein 726 (gene VAMP726). Gene Ontology annotation, cellular component: membrane. The record is from RefSeq and is a predicted model, not a curated record. Gene Ontology annotation, biological process: vesicle-mediated transport. Lineage: Eukaryota; Viridiplantae; Streptophyta; Magnoliopsida; Cucurbitales; Cucurbitaceae.
UUUUGGAAAACUCCUCCUUAUGCUCCAAAACUCAGAGCCCCCCAAUUUCCUGUCUCGCUCUAUAUACGCGCGCACUCGGAGAAAAUUUUAGUAACAGCAAUUAUCGGUUUCUUUCGGAAAUGGGGCAACAGUCGCUGAUCUACAGCUUUGUGGCUCGAGGAACGGUGAUCCUCGUCGAGUACACGGAGUUCACCGGUAAUUUCACUAGCAUCGCCUCUCAAUGCCUUCAGAAGCUCCCCGCUUCUAACAACAAGUUCACAUACAAUUGCGAUGGCCACACCUUCAAUUAUCUCGUCGAGAACGGAUUCACUUAUUGCGUAGUUGCUGCUGAAGCUGCCGGUAGACAACUUCCUAUUGCUUUUCUUGAGCGAGUUAAGGAAGAUUUCAACAAGAGAUAUGGUGGUGGGAAAGCUGCAACUGCUGCUGCCAAAAGUCUGAACAAAGAAUUUGGGUCGAAAUUGAAGGAGCAUAUGAAAUAUUGUGUGGAUCACCCUGAGGAGAUCAACAAGCUUGCUAAAGUUAAGGCUCAGGUUUCUGAAGUCAAGGGUGUUAUGAUGGAAAACAUCGAGAAGGUUCUUGACCGUGGUGAGAAAAUUGAGUUGCUAGUGGAUAAAACUGAGAAUCUCCGUUCACAGGCACAGGAUUUCAGGACGCAGGGAACUAAAAUCAAAAGGAAGAUGUGGAUUGAGAACAUGAAGAUGAAAUUGAUCGUUGCUGGUAUUUUCGUUGCCUUGAUUCUCAUCAUUAUUUUGUCAGUCUGCCAUGGCUUUCAAUGUUAAGUUCCAUCUCGAUUUCCCCUCGACACUGUAAACUGCCUUGCUGCAUUGGAAUGGUCUCGGUAGAUAGAUUCGCGUACCCAAGUUGCAGAUCUUUGAUUUUGGUGUCGUCUUCGAUUCGUUCUUAGGCUGUACCCAAUUCCCAUCCCCCUUCUACUAGCUAGACUAGCCUUUUAAGAUUGGGUGAUGAAGGUCUGUAUUUUGGAUUGAUGUAUAGAUAUAUGCAAUGCCCUGAUCUUCAGGUAGACCUCUAAGUGGUCCAUGCUGUGGAUCCUCUGAGAUGUAAUAGAUGAAAACUUGAAUUUCCUUUCAAAUGUUCUUUCUUUGGUAAGUUCUAUAUAAUCUGAUUUUUUUGUUUCUUUUUUCA